AUGGCGGCGAGGAAACUACAACAAGAAGUCGACAAGUGCUUCAAGAAGGUGGCGGAAGGUGUCUCCGAGUUCGAGGCUAUCUACGAAAAGAUUGAGCAGUCAAAUAACCCGGCUCAAAAAGAGAAGCAAGAAGACAACCUCAAGCGCGAAAUCAAGAAGCUGCAAAGACUGCGCGACCAGAUCAAGACAUGGGCCGCCAGCAACGACAUCAAGGACAAGGCUCCCUUAUUGGAGCAUCGCAAACUGAUUGAGACGCAAAUGGAAAAAUUCAAGGCCGUGGAAAAGGCCAUGAAGACGAAAGCAUACUCUCAAGCGGGUCUCUCAGCCGCAGCGAAACUAGAUCCCAAAGAGCAGGCCAAAGUCGAGGCCUGUGACUUCCUGAAUAGCAUGGUUGAUGAACUGGAGCUGCAGAUCGAGUCGCUAGAAGCCGAAAACGAGUCUAUACAAGCUACGAUGAAGAAAGGGAAGAACAAGAUCGUCCAGGAGAACCGCAUGGCCGAGAUCGACCGGAUAAUCGAGAGGCACAAGUGGCAUCAGGGCAAACUGGAGCUGAUUCGAAGGACGCUCGAGAACGGAGGCAUCGAUACCGACGAUGUCACCCUCCUCGAGGAACAAAUCCGCUACUAUGUGUCUGAUGGCAUGAACGAGGACUACAUGGACGACGAUGAAAUAUACGACGACCUAGACCUUGAGGAGGAGGAAGGUGUCUUUGGCAUGAACCAGGAUAACGAGAAGAACUCAUCUCAGGAUACUCAGUCUAUACAAGACGAUACCCAUGAUCUCGAACUGCCGGUCAAACCAAGGAAAGCAACCAAAGACUCCGACUCCACCACGUCAACACGAACGAAAUCCGCGCAGUCCAAAUCACCCUUACCGGCAUUGGCAACGCUGCAUACUCCGCUAUCAACAAUAGGUAGUGGGGGUAGCGGUAGCCCUGCCAUGAAGCCUGCCUCUAUCCCCACGAGGCCUGCUGGAGAGGGACUCAAGUAUGCGUCUGCCGCAGCCGCAGCCGCAGCCGCAGACAAGAACAACGUCGGCAUUGCUCCUCUGCCGCCGCCACCAGGGGUUGCUGCCGGCAUCUCGCCAUUACCGCCUGCGCAGUUGAAGACGAGCGCAACGAAUUCUCCGGCUGUCUCGUUUGUUCAGCCGGCUCAGGCACCCGAACCCAAGCAAGCUACACCUAUUGUCGCCCCCGCAUCUACCUCCACGCCCGCGCCCGCGCCUCCUGCACCUGCAGAGAACGCCGAGCCCACGCCAAGUACGAAAGCGGCAAAGAAGUCUAAAGCGUCAGGAAAACAGCCGGCGGUAUCUGAUAUACCGCCUGCUGAGUCAUCAGCUGUCCAAGCAAAUGGCUCCACCAAUGGUGUCAAGUCUCCUACGGAAGAGACCGAGGAGGAAUCCAUCUAUCACCUCCCUGCGUCCCUACAGGACCUCGUUGAGUCGUAUGAGACAUCACGAAAACGCCCGUAUCAGCCCUUAUCACCUUCGACCCUGAGCUUGAUGAAGGCGAGCCAGCUGAGCUACCCCAGCGCUUUUGAAGCCGACGUCCCGCGAACAUACCGUCCCGAUAUGCCUGUGCCGCAGACUGGUUCUGGGUUCCCCACCCAGCCGCUGCCCAUAUUCGAUGACCCCCGACUGUACUCGAGGAUAGAUCCCGACACUCUGUUUUACGUUUUUUACUACAAGCAAGGAACGGCACAGCAGUAUUUGGCUGCCAAGGCACUGAAAGAUCAAAGCUGGCGGUUCCAUAAGCAGUACCAAACAUGGUUCCAACGGCACGAAGAGCCCAAAAAUAUUACGGAGGAAUUCGAGCAAGGCACCUACCGGUUCUUUGACUACGAGAGCACAUGGAUGAACCGAAGAAAGGCUGAUUUCAAAUUUGCUUACAAAUUUCUUGAAGAUGACAUUUAG
Molecule: messenger RNA, 1911 nt
Organism: Trichoderma gamsii
Lineage: Eukaryota; Fungi; Ascomycota; Sordariomycetes; Hypocreales; Hypocreaceae
Exons: 4
Coding region: 1-1911 (636 amino acids)
Biological process (GO): nuclear-transcribed mRNA poly(A) tail shortening; regulation of DNA-templated transcription
Cellular component (GO): CCR4-NOT core complex; nucleus; P-body
Source: RefSeq, a predicted model, not a curated record